Molecule: messenger RNA, 576 nt
Organism: Folsomia candida
Lineage: Eukaryota; Metazoa; Arthropoda; Collembola; Entomobryomorpha; Isotomidae
Product: 28S ribosomal protein S36, mitochondrial
Exons: 5
Coding region: 56-361 (101 amino acids)
Biological process (GO): 2-oxoglutarate metabolic process
Source: RefSeq, a predicted model, not a curated record
AGUCUGCUCCACAGACCGCGAAGGAAGUGAGGUCAAGAGCUUCAUCCAAUCUGUGAUGAAACCGUCACCUUCAGCCGUGUCGCAGGCUUUCAAGAGCCUCAAACCCCAUGUUCCUCUAAUCAAAUUUCGCAAAGGAUCUGGUACUAGUCAUCAUGUUGGCCAGGCAGGCCCUACACCAUCGCCGGUCGUUGCAGCAGCAGCAGCACGAUUUCCGAGUGCCCCUGCCACCCCUCUCAAACAAAAUGAAGCUUAUCAGCUACCAUCGAUUGAAGACUGGCAGUUGCCAUCUCGCUUUCAACGACGUCCUUUAGAUGAAGAAGAAAUUGCUUUCAUUAAUAGAGGCGGUCCGGACAAGCUGUAACCAAGAAAUACAAUAAUUAUCUAGCUAAAUACGUAGUGAAUUUGUUAGAGACGACAACCACCCACCAAAAAAAGGAUGCCACUGUUCACCUCAUCGAUCUGUUCUGUUUGGAUCGCAAAUGUAAAUUAUCAUAUGUACAUAAAUUAUGACUCUGAAAGCUUUAAGUCUAAUGUCUAAUAGUAGGUCACAACGUCGCAUUAAAAUUAUUAAAAUUA